This is a messenger RNA of Alosa alosa (allis shad), 3338 nucleotides long. RefSeq names its product G protein-coupled bile acid receptor 1 (gene gpbar1). Gene Ontology annotation, molecular function: G protein-coupled serotonin receptor activity; neurotransmitter receptor activity. Gene Ontology annotation, biological process: chemical synaptic transmission; G protein-coupled receptor signaling pathway, coupled to cyclic nucleotide second messenger. Lineage: Eukaryota; Metazoa; Chordata; Actinopteri; Clupeiformes; Clupeidae. Gene Ontology annotation, cellular component: membrane; dendrite. The record is from RefSeq and is a predicted model, not a curated record.
GACAUUUUCAGACUCUUGCAGUGCUUGCAGCAGGUCAGCGGAGCAAAAUUUAUUACAGCCCUCCCCAUGGAAAUGGAGUCGUUUACUAGCAAUUAUAGUGCUAGAAGAGGCAGCACUUCCUGUCCAGGGCUGCUUACAGACUUUUGUGACCAGAGCCAGUGGCUGUCUAAGUGCUAAUAUUCCGUAGAUGAGCAGAAAACCAACCUUAAACACUCUAAAUACGGUCAACUGCCCACUCUGCAAUGACGUUAGCUUGUCCUGUCGCCCAAACCACCACCUCCAGUAUGGCUGACCACCCGGAGAGAUAGAGGGACUGCCUUUGUGACAGACCACUGGGCUGAAAAGAUCACUGGGGAAUUAACGUGAGACGUCAUGGAGAGCGAUGAACUCGAGGCGAGAGAGUGGCUCAUCUCCUGCAUCACGAUCCCCCUGUCCACAGCCAUCAUCCUGGCCAACCUGGUCAUCAUCGUGGGCAUCCUCUACAACCGACAGCUGCACAACACGCCCAACUACUUCUUCCUGAGCCUGCUGGUGGCGGACCUGUGCACGGGUGUGGCUCUGCCCUUCAUCCCGCGCAUGGCCCUGGAGCGGAGCCUGAACUUCCACACCUGCCUGCUGGUGCACACCUUCCCCAACUUCCUCUUCCUGUCCUACCUGUUCAACCUGGUGAUGGUGCACUACGAGCGCUACCUGUGCAUCGUCAGCCCCCUGCAUUACAGCCAGUGCUGGGUCCACCGCUGCUUCCCUGUGGCCCUGCUGGCGGCAUGGGUGCCCCCUCUGCUCUACGCCUCCCUGCCCGCCUUCGGUUGGAACGAGUGGAGCCAAGACGAGAUCAAUGUCAACGGCACUCUCAACCAAACCGUGGGGGCAACAGGGUGUGCGGUGGACCCCCUGGACGACAACGGGAUGUGCUCCUACAGGAAGGUCUUCCCCACGGCCUACAUCUACCUGGAGGUGUACGGCCUCCUGCUGCCGGCCAUCUUCCUCAUCGCAGGCAUGACGGGCAGGGUGCUGUGGAUCACCCGGAAGCAGCUGAGGGACAUCUGCAAGCUCCACCGGGCCGGGGUGCGCGACCAGGCCUCGGUCGGCGAGCAGCGACUCAACGUGCGCUACGCCAAGUGCGUGGCGGCCGUCUCCCUGGUCUUCCUGCUUUGCUGGGUGCCCUACGUCAUCUAUGUGAAUGUGACGCUUAAGUGGCUGAAGGCUGACGGGAAGUCCCAGAACAGCACGACACACAUCAUCCUCUGCUGCACGGGGAUCGGGAGCAUGGCCAUCAUCCCCUUCAUCCUGGGGCUGGCCAACAGGCAGUACACAGACCCCGCCCAAGUGCUGCUGAAAUUGCAGAACUGCUGGCACGGGAUGCGGGAUUGCACAGACCUGUAGCACUGAGAGAGCCUUCUGAGGAGCAUUCCAUAUGGAGGUGUGUGAAUGGGCAUGAUGGGCACUUUAUGAAAGAAUUACAAACAGCAUAAUUCUGGUCAGACAUCAAGUUAUUAUUUUAGGCUACUAAAACAAAAGUUUUUAAAGGGCUAUGCCACACAACUAUGUGUACUGCUAAGGUUAAUGUUGUUUAUGCAUGAUGUAUCGGCUCAACGUGGCUCAGCUUUCUGAUGAUGCUGAAAAAGCCAAUUUCUUGGCAUGGGAGCAAACAAUCCAAGAAACAUUUUAUUAUAAUUGUCUGUAAAUGAGAUGUGGCAUAAAAAUAAAGAAUAUACUAGAAUAUCCAAAUGGAUCAGAAAUGAACUCCUAGGGGGUAUAUGAAACCAGACUAGGGGUAUGUUGAGCACAAAGCCUGAUAGCUCCGCUCUCAUAUUUCCCAGUAUACGCCUCUGGUCCAUCUGGAUGUUUUCUCGUCAUUGUCUUUUUUCCCCUUGUGGUCUUCUGAUGUUACAUUUAUCUCACAACCAGUGCCAAAGUCCUUUAGUCACUAGAGUCCUCUAAAAGGGUGGGUAUGUUUUGCGUUCACUGUCUGUCACCAGCCAUAUCCUGGACACUCAUCGAUGUUUACAAACAAAGAGUCUUUUAAGAUCUCAAGGGAAAUUCUAUUAUGGUUAGCCACAAUUCACAUUGUCCUACCAGCAUAAACCAGCCUGUAUGCAUGAAGAAAUCAUUAGGAAGCGCAACAACACAGUGAUGAAGCUUACAUAACAUGCUGGUUAUAUUAUCACUGAUUAGCAGAGAAUCUUUUAUGCCUUCACAUGUUCCAAAAAGGGGGGCUUGAAUUAAAUUUAACAAAUGUCUGACAUAAAAUUUGUUUUACACUAAAGUACUUUUUUUGCUACAAAAAUGGCUUCUCUGAGUUGCUAAGUAAGAACUCUUACUAACUCUACUCUAACUCUAUAACUCUUGAGGGAGCACUGGUGUUACUUCCCUAUAUUUCACAAACACAUAUUUUCUCUCAUUUCAUUACUGUAUAUGAUGUUUAACCUCAGUGGGACAAAUAAAAUACAACUAAAUAGAACAUGUUGAAGCCUCAACCACUAACUGAACAGAACCACAGUAAAAAAGAGGCUUAAGAUUACAUUCCUAUCUGAUUUAAAACAUUAGAUAUGUCAAACCCUUUUUAUCCAACAUUUGUUGUUUUGUUUCUGGGUGACGUUUGGAACAAUUGAUGAAUUCGUUUAAAAAUUCAUGCACUUGGUCUCAUACGGAGAUGUGUAAGCAGUACAAGGUCUGGAGUGAGACGGGCAGUCUCCCAAAGUCCACAUGGACAAUUUGUUAUCCUCUUAUCGCCCCCAUCGCCCAUUCCCAGAAACCACCAGCCCCCUAUGGUGACGCACCACUACCUAAUAAUGACUGUGGGGAAUCUUUUAUCAUACAUGAGUACAGCUGCACAGGGUCAACCUUUUUACAAAUAGAUUUAAAAAAAAAAAAAACUCUUAGGACUAGCCUGACGUAGUCAUGUUCAAUUCUAGUCAGAAUAUGACUUCCCGACCUCAAAUGUUGUGGGCGGGACUAAGUUCGGAAUGGUACCCAGGCUAUCUUAGGACAUCAUUAUAUAUCAAAUACGUAUUUCCAUAGCUGUUUAAGGCUCUUCAUCAAACUGGACAUAAUUAAUUACUAUAAGGGCAUGAUGAACUGAUUAGUUACUCAACAUUGUGGGGUCAAAGGUCAAGGUUGCACGGGGUCACACACAGAAAUGCAGUGGUUGCAUAUCUCCCAAGCAGUUUGAAGACUCUUCAUCAAACCUAGCACAGUUAAUUAACACUAAAAUAGGCCAUGGACCAGAGGGGGCUACUAUGCCCCCUCCCCACCCCCCACACACACCACCAACCCCUUGGUUGGGGCCAAAAUGUAUCAGCCGUACACUUCACCUUCACCAAUACAGGAUUAUGUAA